Messenger RNA from Arachis ipaensis, 517 nucleotides. NCBI's taxonomy places the organism in Eukaryota, Viridiplantae, Streptophyta, Magnoliopsida, Fabales, Fabaceae. The record is from RefSeq and is a predicted model, not a curated record.
AUGACAAGAAUUCUCCGUUCUCUGGGUACCCUCAAGGCGCCGUCCGCCUUUUCUCGCCGUGACCCAAUCAACACCCUCGCCCUCUCUGACCUCUCCAAGAUCUACCUCUUCGAACGCAAGCCCAAGGAUUCCAACGCUGAAGUACCGCCACCGCCUCCUACGGUUGUCGGUGGGAUCCUCAAGAAGGACUGGCUCCUCAAGCACCGGACAAAAGUUCCGGCCGUCCUCGGUGCUGUGUUCAGGGCGGAGCACGUGUUUGGUGACCCUGCUCAGUGGCUCAAUGUCUGCUCCGAUCUCGAUUCCAUCAAGGCUGUGAUUCGUGGGAGGAACAUCAAGUUGGCUGUUGUAAUUAUCCACACUGGUGCAGGUACUUAUAUCAGGGAAGGAAGAUCCAGAGACAGCAUUCUCUCCUAUGAGGUGCCAUUUUAUGCUGCGGCCGAUGAAAGGAUUGUAGAGCUGCAUGGAGAAGUCUUGAAGGUGCUUAAGGCACUGGAAGCAGUAGUUGGGCACCUGAGGA